Rhincodon typus (whale shark) is the source of this 3596-nucleotide messenger RNA. Its product is annotated as tubulin tyrosine ligase-like family, member 9. Lineage: Eukaryota; Metazoa; Chordata; Chondrichthyes; Orectolobiformes; Rhincodontidae. The record is from RefSeq and is a predicted model, not a curated record. The transcript is spliced from 26 exons. Gene Ontology annotation, biological process: protein phosphorylation; microtubule cytoskeleton organization; protein polyglutamylation. Gene Ontology annotation, molecular function: protein kinase activity; tubulin-glutamic acid ligase activity; ATP binding. Gene Ontology annotation, cellular component: cilium. Bases 1 to 3285 code for a protein of 1094 amino acids.
AUGCACAGAUGUCGUGGCUCUGAAAGGACAGAGGUGGGCAGUAAGGAGGGCUUCAUGAGCCAAUGUGAUCAGAGUCGGAGAGAUGCCUGGUCGGGUGAAGUGUGUAAGCAGAAAACUGGAACACAACAGGAGGACCUGGAGAAUACCUCGACUGAACAGGAGACCUUAAAACCGAGCCAUAAACUGUGUGAAAGUCUCGGGGAAGUGACAGGUCAGAGCCAUGAGAGUACGGGGACUACACUCGGAGCAAGCAUCGAGGUCUCCCUGCAACAGGGAGUGCUCCCACCUGAAGCAGACAAUUCACAGCUUCAGGAGCUGGCGGAUUCCCAGGCUCCACACGGGCCUGGCCUUCCUGAGGAAUGCAGCCUAGAGAAUCCCAUCGAUGAAUGCACCCCAGAGGAUCCCAUCGAUGUGAGCUUGGACCCAGCGAUAGACCUUCCUGAGGAAUGCAGCCUAGAGAAUCCCAUUGACACGAGCUUGGACACAGCCAGGGACCCGGGUGAGGAGAGACACUUGGAGCUCAUUGUGGACAGUGAGCAUAUCUUUAAGGAACCCACUGGACUGGGCCAUAAUGAAGAUGGAUGUGACGCAGGGAGAGGCCUGGCAGUGGAUGCAGCUCUGAUAACAUCUCCAGAAGACCCAGGCCCCCAGCACAGCAAUGGCUGUCCCACCUCAGUCCACAGCAGCGAUGAAGAGGGAGUGCCUGAGAGUGCCACAUCGACAGCAGAUGGAGGGGCAGUGGGCAUUGGCCUGACGAGUGAUGGAUCUGACCUGUGUGCAGAGGCUGGGAGACUGGGAACAUUGCAGAGUCCUACUGACUCCCCUCCCCAAUGUCCCGAUACGUCCCAGCACCGGGCUGGGGAUGGGGAGCACGGCUUCCUUGCGGAGCCCGGAGCUGGAGGAAACAAGCCGGUACUGAGCGUUGAUGUCCCCCAGAGCGAAGGAGGAGCUUCAAAGGAUACGGAGGAGGGUACGGAGAGUGAAGGAGCAACUGUCAGCACAGCUCCCUGGUGCCAGGGGGAGCAAGCUACAGUGCAGGGCAGCACUGGUGAAGAUAGCGUGAUCAAAGUGAUUGAUGACAGACCACCACUACCCGCUCCGUUUGAACAUCGCUGUGUGUCAUUUCGAACAGGACCAGUGAGGAGCUUCUACCAGUAUAACCUCAACGAGGUACUCGGAGGGGGUCGUUUUGGCAGUGUUCACCGAUGUACAGAACGAUCCUCUGAGCUCCAGCUCGCCAUGAAAAUUAUUAAAGUGCGAUCUGCCAAAGAAAAGGAGAGUAUCACCAAUGAAGUACAGGUGAUGAAUCUGCUGAACCAUGUCAAUCUCAUUCAACUCUACGAUGCCUUUGACACCAGGAGUGAGAUGAUUCUCAUGAUGGAAUACUAUCUAAUUAAUCAUAUUCCCUGUGCUGAGUUCUGUGAAAUGCUGUCCUGGUCCCUUUUGAAUCCAGAAAAUAUCUUGUGUGUGGACCGGAAUGGUAAUCAGGUGAAGAUCAUCGAUUUUGGAUUGGCAAGAAGGUACAAGCCCAGAGAUAAACUGCGUGUGUCCUUUGGAACACCAGAGUUCCUCGCUCCAGAAAUUGUCAACUUUGAGCAUGUCUCCUUCCCUACAGACAUGUGGAGCCUGGGUGUCAUCACCUACAUGCUAUUGAGUGGCCUAUCACCAUUUCUAGGCGAUAGUGAUGCUGAGACCCUCAGUAACAUCCUCACCACAAACUGCAACUUUGAUGAUGAAGCUUUUGAAAACAUCUCGGAGGAAGCAAAAGAUUUUAUUGCAAAUCUGCUGAUCAGGGAGAAAAGUGGGAGGAUCAGUGCUGCCCAGUGUCUGAAACACCCUUGGCUCAGCAACAUUGCUGCGAAAAGCAAGCACAGCAAGAUCCAACUGAAGUCACAGGUCUUGCUGAAGAAGUAUGUAAUGAAGCGUCUGUGGAAGAAGAAUUAUUACGCUGUUGCUGCAGCGAACAGACUGAAAAAGAUCAGCAGUUGUGGAUCAUUCACUUCGCUGGGUGCUGGAAGCAAAGGACCAUCUGGUAAUCUGAAACAGAAGGAGCAACGCAAUAGCAUCCGAUUCAAAUGUGUUUUGACCAACACUAUUCUUGAUGUUCUUCGUCAGCGACCUGGAUGGGUUGAAGUCAAAGAUGAAGGAGAUUGGGACUUUUACUGGUGUGACAUCAGUUGGCUACGUGAAAACUUUGGCUACACGUAUAUGGACGAGCAUGUUCGUGUCUGUCACUUUCGCAACCACUAUGAGUUGACACGGAAAAACUUUAUGGUGAAAAACCUGAAGAGGUUUCGCAAACAGCUGGAGCGUGAUCAGGGGAAGCAAGAGGCAGCAAAAUGUGACUUCUUUCCGAAGACGUUUGAGCUGCCUGUGGAGUACCACCUUUUUGUGGAGGAGUUCAAGAGAAAUCCUGGAAUCACCUGGAUCAUGAAACCGGUUGCAAGAUCACAGGGCAAAGGCAUCUUUCUUUUCCGAAAACUUAAAGAUAUUAUGGAGUGGAGAAAGGAUGGGAAUCGUGCUGAUGACUCAAAGGAUGAAGUUGCUGUGGAAAGUUAUGUUGUUCAGCGCUACAUUGAGAACCCCUAUCUAAUCGGAGGGAGAAAAUUUGAUCUGCGAGUCUAUGUACUGGUGACAUCUUAUGUUCCUCUGAAAGCCUGGUUAUAUAGAGAUGGAUUUGCUCGAUUUUCAAACACCCGAUUUUCACUGAGCAGCAUUGAUGAUCAUUUCAUACAUCUUACGAAUGUUGCUGUGCAGAAAACCGCCCCUGACUAUGAUCCAGAAAAGGGCUGCAAGUGGUUGAUGCAACAACUACGACAGUACCUGACAGCAAAACAUGGCACUGAGGCGGUGGAAGCACUUUUUAGAGAUAUGGACAAUAUCUUCAUCAAAAGUUUGCAAAGUGUCCAAACAGUAAUCAUUAAUGACAAGCAUUGUUUUGAACUCUAUGGAUAUGACAUUCUGAUCGACAAGAACCUAAAACCGUGGCUUUUAGAAGUGAAUGCUUCUCCUUCACUAAUAGCUAGUAGCCAGGAAGAUUACGAGCUGAAGUGCCGUUUGCUGGAGGACACAGUGCAUGUUGUAGACAUGGAAGGAAGAUUAUCUGGGAAGGAGAAACAGGUCGGAGGAUUUGACCUAAUGUGGAAUGAUGGUCCAGUUUAUAGUGAUGAUGGAAGCUUCGAUGGAGGCAUCAACCUCAUUUCUAACACUCGCUUGGGUUGCAUUAAUGACAGGAAGAAGCAGUUAUGGCAACUCUUUAAACCACUGAUUACACAGAAGAAGUAGCAGUGCUGAGUAGCACUAUAGAAACUGAUGAAGAACGUAAAUACUCUAAUUGACCCUGGGCAGAGCAGCCUGUCUGCAAUUGUUUGUAUCUCUAUUUAUCAGCCUGUAGUCUGCCUGGUGUCCCACUGAAAGACGAUAUGGAGCACAAUUUGCUAUAUCACUUUUCCCCAGAAUGCUGAGUUCAGGUUCUUGUUGCUGCUGACUUCAAAGUAUUGAUGGAAUGAAAACACACAGUUUGACCUUUCGUCCGUUUUGGAAUGAAUGAUCACUUCAGCCAGAACGUAGUAGAAAACAAAAUAAAAUUGUGUGAG